AUGGCAGGUCCUAUCUUUUGUGAUGUUUUCUUUGGUAAACGUCUCUUACUUAGCUAUGUUGAUUUGAAAGUGGUCAUGAACCGUACCAGUGACGAAUUUGUCUUAAUGUCAACGGUGGACGAUGCAGCCUUUAGAGUGAAACUGAUAGAUGCAUACUUUAAAGUUCGUAAAGUCAAAGUGAAUCAUAGUAUAUUUCUGGCUCAUGAGGUUGCCCUGAAAAAAGGUCCAGCCAUUUACCCAGUAAGACGUGUGAACUGUAAAACUUUUAUCAUUCCUUCUCGAAACCCUUCGUUGCAAAAAGAUAACCUUUUCAAUGGUUUAGUACCUAAAUCAUUUGUUUUCGGUCUUGUUGAAAGUGCGUCAUUCAACGGAGCUUAUAAAAAGGACCCAUUCAAUUUCCAACAUUUCAACAUUUUAUCGUUAGGCAUUUCAAUAAAUGGUGAAUCUGUACCAUUUAAACCAAUCAAUUUGUCCUUUGGUGCGAAUCCGAGAUUUAUAGAAGCACUUCUACCGCAGUUUUCUGCCACUGAAAAUGUAUUACGACACAGGCAAUGGCAUUACGCGUGA
Molecule: messenger RNA, 567 nt
Organism: Xenia sp. Carnegie-2017
Lineage: Eukaryota; Metazoa; Cnidaria; Anthozoa; Malacalcyonacea; Xeniidae
Exons: 1
Coding region: 1-567 (188 amino acids)
Source: RefSeq, a predicted model, not a curated record